CACAUCACUUGUCGGCCAUUUUUAGAUCAGGAAGUUCACUCGCAUGCAAAAUACAUUGCACUGUCGUAUCGUACGCGUAUGCACCAUACCACUAUGCACGUUACGGCCUGUGUGUAUUUAGUGCGUUGGUUAGCAAUCUAGACGAUUUCCGGGUUUAAAUUUAGGCGGAGGCACAAGUAAUUUCAGAAAGUUUUAACACCAUAGUUAAUCUGAAAGAUUCGAAAUGUUGGAGAGAAGUUUACGACCAGGAAAGUAGUUUUUUUUACCUCGCCUGAGAACUGAAUUUUAAGGAUUCCACAGUGGGUCGGGUGACUGGUAAGUCUCCGCAAUACAGGGCAAGCAGACACCCCCACCCCGACCAGUAUGCCUCCACCACCACCCCCAGCCCCAGCGCCCCCGCCCCCUCCCCCGUCCAACUUCAGCGCACCGCCGCAACUCAACAAGAAGGCGCAGAAGGACCGGGGGGCACUGCUGACGGACAUCAGCAAGGGGACCAGGCUGAAGAAGACGGUCACCAAUGACCGGAGUGCGCCGGUUGUAGCAAAUGACAAGAAACCCGGAGGCGGAGGAGGUGGAGGUGGCAGACCAGGUGGGGGAGGAGGAGGAGGGGGAGGGGGAGGGGGAGGGGGGAUGGGCGGUGGAGGAGGGGGUGGUGGGAUGGGUGGACUGUUCAGCGGCGGGAUACCACAACUGAAGAAGACGGGCAGAUUACCCGCAGGUUCCGGUACCAAAGAGAGAAACGCCCCAUCAACCAAUCACAUAGGCAACAGUGGCCCAUCACUAGGCAACAGACAGUUUGGCUCGCAGCUGCCUCCCCCGCCCCCCAGCCGAUCGGCGGGGAGCACCCAGCCUCCAUCUCCACGUCUUUCCGCUCCAGGAUCACACAACGCUGUCCGCCACGGGCCCCCGUCGCCGAAUCUGCCAGGCAGACCGUUACCUGGCCCGCCCAAGGACUCAAGUACAACGCAAAACAAACCAUCUUGGAUGAACGAUAGAGGGGGCAACUCCAGGCCCGCCUACAACUCAGGAGGUCACACAGCGGCACCUCCGCCUCCACCCCCGCAACAGAAUAAGCCACGCCCCCCGUCGGUUGGGAAUCUGCCUCCCCCACCUCCACCGGGGCGCAACGUUCCAAAUGGCAGGCAGAAGGACCAGGCGCCCCCUAGACCAUCAUCAUCACGGCCGCCGGCGCUACCACCAGCCAGGCAAUCGGUGGGACGCAUGCCACCCCCACCCCCACCCCCAGCCAGAGAGCCCCCUCCCUCAGCACCUCAACCCCCGCCCCCAUCUAGGCAAACCUCCGGAGGGAGACAGGCCCCUCCUCCAAUUCCAGACCCCAUGCAUUCUUAUUCGUCGCAAACAAAUGGACCAAGUUUUGGCGGGGCCCCGCCCCCACCCCCUCCAUCAAGAUCCGGGAACAGCAGACCCCCUCCCCCACCUCCACCAAGCGACAGCGGAUCCAGACCAUCAGGACUUCCGCCGCCCCCUCCCCCAGCAAGAAACGUCGGUCGCCCAGUCUCAAGUGGUCCACCGCCACCGCCAGCACCCCCAUCCAGUAGGCCGCCGCCCCUUCCAUCUCGGUCAGGUCCUACCCCAGCACAAAGCCUGCCUCCUCCCCCGCCCCCUUCGAGGGAAAGACCGCCCUCAAUUGUCGGAAACGUCAGUUCGUCGCUUGGUCCGCCGCCACCCCCGCCUCCAAGUAGAGGCGCGCGUUCUUCAGGAGCACCGCAAAUUACAAACAAUAAUGGAUAUGAUGAUUCCUUUGAGAAUCGGUUCCGGUUCCGAUCAGAGAACGAGUUUCCCAAUCCUCACCCUUUCGAAGUCACGAACAAGACCUACCCCAGCAAAUCAGUGUCCAAUAGACAAAGUGUAAAACGGGGGCCGCCUCCAGAACCACCCUCUUAUUAGGUGAAAUUUGUUCGGAGUUUAAAGAAAAGUUCACGUAGGUAUCGUCUCACAGCUCAGCAGUUUUGAACCAGGACAUCAUCCAGACAAGCCUUACCCCAUGACGUUUCCUACAACAGGUAUCUCAGAACACAUGUGGUACAGUAGGGUGCUGGAUGACAAAGCGCCAUGGCAAAGCAUAGUGUUUAUGGCAUAUCCCAGCAUGCUUUGGUGUAGCUCCCCUUGGCCCAUCCUUUCUGGGUAGACUGACAGUGAUUAUAUUUGGUAUCUCAGUUUGAUAGUGAGAUCUUUCUACAAAAACAAAACCUUGUAUCACUGUACACAUUCCAUUGGGAUAUUUGUAACAAAUAAAUGGCAUUACUGUCAAUAGGUCAAAUCAUUUUGGGGCGAAUUCCAUGAAACUGCUCAACGCAGAAAUUUCGCGAAGCCCCCCAAAUAAACUUGUCGAGUAUUUUCCGUUUUCGUACUUUUCUAUGUUUAUUCAUUCAAAACACCCGUUUGCCCUUCAAAAUGCCAGCAAAGAAACUAAAACUAUUUUGUAAAGUAAAAAAAAAAGGGGGCUCUUUUAUUACUCUGUCUCAGUGUUAUAUUAUAACUUUUUCUUUAGCCGUUGAUUUGGCUUUGGAUCCACUAUUUAUAGAAGUCCUACGUCGAGUAUGUAAUAAGGAAAGUAAUAGAUUAUAAUGACCUUUGACCAUUUUGUAUUUUUAAAAUGGCCUCUCUUUUGUUAAAAUUUACACUUUUGAGGUGUGUCAAAUUGGGUUACUAUGGGCUUCGUGCACAAGUACCCCCUCAACGGCAAGGAAGGGAGAGUUUUGGGAGACCAGUAGAAGAAAUUUCGAAAGACUAGACGACGCCUGAUGCUUAUAAUUAGUUGCGCGUACUUGGCGCUAUACGCGUGAAUCAGCACGCGCAUGCGGUGUGCCUCGUCCACGGUGCUCUCUAAAGUGGUAAAAAGGCACCCUCUCUAGGCACGUGGCACCCACGGGCAACCCCGGGCAAACUACAGAAGAAAAAAUAAUUAUGGAGUUUGUCUUCUGUUAACUUUUUAAUGUCUGUGAUGUACCUGUCACGGUCACGAACUAAGUCCAAAUUCACGGAGCGCUGGACUUAAUAAUCACAGACAAAAAUUGG
Messenger RNA from Patiria miniata (bat star), 3039 nucleotides. RefSeq names its product WAS/WASL-interacting protein family member 1-like. The transcript is spliced from 6 exons. Gene Ontology annotation, molecular function: actin binding. Lineage: Eukaryota; Metazoa; Echinodermata; Asteroidea; Valvatida; Asterinidae. The record is from RefSeq and is a predicted model, not a curated record. Bases 364 to 1908 code for a protein of 514 amino acids.